ACUCAAUUGAUUCAUCUUUGUUAGUUAUUCAUGCAUAACAUGGUUGUCAUGGUUUCCUGUGUGGGUUGAUCAUCACACACACACAUGAUAACCUAGGUAUUGCCACUGUGGUGUGUACUCAAUUGAUUCAUCUUUAUUAGUUAUUAUUCAUGCAUAGUCGAAGUCAAAGCAAUGAAUGGGUGAUUACUAUGUUAACCAAGGGUUCUGGUCAUGGAAACUUGUAACCAUGGAAAUCAAAGAAACGUUACUAUAGAAACACGUUACUAUAUAUGGGAAAAUGUUACUAUGAAAACAUGUUACUUUGGCAACAUGUUACUAUGGAAACAUGUUACCAUAGAAACAUGUUACUAUGGAAACAUGUUACUAUGGAAACAUGUUACUAUGGUAACAUGUUACAAUGGAAACAUGUUACUAUAGAAACAUGUUACUUUGGAAACACAUUACAAUGGAAACAGGUAACAAUAACUACAACUAACUUGUGGUUGUUACUACAGGAAAAAAAUUGUGAUAUGAUUUUCAUGACAAGACAAUACUGUAAUUAACACUAUGGUCACAAUGGUGGUAAGUGGUAAAUGCUCUUUCCGAUGGAAGGUUUAUCGUUGUGAUAGCCUUUAACAGUACCUGACGGCAGAGUUAUCACUAUUUUACAUGAAGUUCAUUCUGUGGAUUCCUCCGCCCAACAUCUUGAUGUGAACACAUGUUGUCAUUCUAUUGUUUUGUGGCUCGGUCGCUUUGAAUGAAACCUACCAGUACAUGUAUGACAAGACGGGAAUGUCAACCCUGAGCCUGUAAAAAGAGACGACGAGGAAACAGACAACUUGUGGGAGGAGUUUCUGUCACCAAAUAAACUUAAAUCCUUGUCUGGUGUGAGUAAUUUGGAGGAUAUCACCUGCCUGGAAAUGCAAGUAAAUACUAAUGAACAGAGCCUGGGAAAUUUUGGUGCAAUGCUACCAAAUCUUGUUCAACUUAAAUUAUCAAACAGUGUAAUAUCCACAGUCAGAGACUUGGGGACUUCUUUGGGUAACCUGAAGAUUUUGUGGAUGUCGCAGUGUGGACUGACUGACUUGGACGGUAUUAGCUCUCUUUCAUCUCUUGUGGAGUUAUUUGUAGCAUUUAACGACAUCGGUGACGUUAGCCCAGUCAGUAUGUUGGAAAACCUAGAGGUCUUGGACUUGGAAGGAAACCUGAUUGACGACCUGUCCCAAGUAGAGUUUCUUUCACUGUGCUCGUCACUCAAGAGUCUUAAUCUUGAGGGAAACCCUGUUUGUGUUGCACCACAUGCUAACUCUUCUGCCGAGGUAAGAAUACAUGUUUUGAUAUGCCAUGUAUUCUCAGGCCAGUCCCUGAAAUAUUAUCAUCAUAUUAUUCUUUGUUUGUUAAGAUUCUUAGAGGAGGAUCAUAAGUUACCAACAAGUGCUGAUACAGAAUCUAGCCAAUCAGAAGGGGACACCCCUUUUUCCUCACCAAGAAAAACUGAAGCAGCUGACUCCAUUUCCUCGGCAUCACCAACCAUUCCUCGACCAGAAAUGUCACCCUCCCCUCCCCCACCCAAUGAACAUCAUCACAAAAGACCAUCUCCUUUGGGGAGAUCAUUACCUACGGCACCCCUGGUGGGGAGGGAUCUCCAACGACCACACACUUCUGGAGAGUUUAGGAUAAGAAGGUAUCGACAAACAUCCACAGAAGAAAAAGUAGAACGUUUACUAAAGAAUAAGUUGGAUUUGGACGUCAAUGAAAAUCAAUCGAUAUCUACGGUGGUUCCCAGGACCCCUCCAUCGGUUCAGCUGUGGUAGAGACUGAG
Actinia tenebrosa (Australian red waratah sea anemone) is the source of this 1801-nucleotide messenger RNA. RefSeq names its product leucine-rich repeat-containing protein 56. The record is from RefSeq and is a predicted model, not a curated record. NCBI's taxonomy places the organism in Eukaryota, Metazoa, Cnidaria, Anthozoa, Actiniaria, Actiniidae. Gene Ontology annotation, molecular function: protein binding.